Molecule: messenger RNA, 2110 nt
Organism: Bufo bufo (common toad)
Lineage: Eukaryota; Metazoa; Chordata; Amphibia; Anura; Bufonidae
Gene: FASTKD4
Product: transforming growth factor beta regulator 4
Exons: 11
Coding region: 49-1923 (624 amino acids)
Biological process (GO): regulation of mitochondrial mRNA stability; mitochondrial RNA processing
Cellular component (GO): ribonucleoprotein granule; mitochondrial matrix
Molecular function (GO): RNA binding
Source: RefSeq, a predicted model, not a curated record
UCCGCACGCUGCAAGAAAGAUGUUGAAGUGACCUCCACUCCUGAAGACAUGGCGGCACGUUUGGUCCAGCGCCUCUCCCGUCUGCUGGUGGCAUCGCCCUCCUUCCAGGCCUCCUCUUCCUCCAUCCCAUCAGAAUGUAUCCGAGCCUGCCAGUCCGCGCCGCCCCGUGCCUCGCCCCUGCACGCCUCCGCCCUCUGCAGGCACACGGACAGUCUCCCGGCAUUGAAGCAGAAGGUGAACGGCGGCCAGAGCGAGAAGGAUUUCCAGUCCCUGAUACAGUCCAUGUCCUCGGCGGAGGAGCUGCUGCAGAUCUCCUCCGAGUACAGUAGGAGCGGGAACAGGGCGGCGGCCAUCGUUAGUCAGAUCGCCAAAGUGACGGAGACGAAUAAGGCGGAGGUGGUGAACGACAGGAGGUUCGCGGAGCUCCUGAGCGCGGUGAACAGACAGAUCCAGACGAUAUGGAACGCGCGGCUCGUCGGUUUGCUCAGAAGUCUGUACGUGCUCCACGUAGAUGGGAAGAACCAUUUCCUGCGGUCGGUGGAGACGGAAGUUCGAUGGCGGCUCAGGAAGUUUAGCAUGGAGUUGCAGGGCCGACUGGCGCGGGUUAUCGUUCCCUACGCCCAGACUGAGGAGCAGAAAGAGCUGGUUCUGGAUCUGGCCAAGAGCGUGGAGCUGCGGUGGACGGAGGUGAAGGACACGAAGACUCUGGUGAAUGUCAUUUACAGCCUCAGCCAAGUAUCCAAGACGCUGCUGGAAAGAAUGGAGGAUAAGGUGCUUGAAUAUGCAGAACUCCUCACCCCCCUGGAGUCUCGGACCAUCACCAUGGCCCUGGCAGCCCAGAACUGCCGCUCGCUGCCCAUACUGAGGGCGCUGUCCUUCCACCUGGUACAGCGGAACAAAGAACUGUGCCCGUUGGUCAUCGUGGAUCUGGCGUACGCUUACGCAAAGCUGAACUUCAGCCAACACCAAGUCCUACAGAAGAUGGCGUCCGAUCUCCUGCCCAAGGUGCCAGAGCUGAGCAGUAAGGAGAUGACCGGCUGCAUCCGCUCCUUCUCCACCCUCAGAUUCUUCAACCUUCCUCUCUGCGAGGCCAUCGCCCAGGCCUGUCUGGAGCGCAGCAGCUCGUUCACUCCCACCCAGCUCUCCAGUGUCAUCCUGUCUUUUGCUCACCUGAAUUUUUUGCCAAGCCAGCAGGAGGAAUUUUUCAGUAUGGUGGUGCAGCGUCUGAGCGCGGAGCUGGGUUCCUUGAGCCCCUCUAUGCUGGUGGACUUGGUGUGGUCAUUGUGUGUCCUGCAGCUUGUGACCCCGGCGUUCCUACAGAAGGCACUGGAUCCUCAGAUCUACAAGCUGUUCAUGGGUGACGUCUCCAAAAAAUCUUCUAACUACCGCCUGAAGCUAACGCAGAUAAAUGCCACAGCGCAGCUGGAGUGUCCGGAGUAUCGGGGUCCCCUGCUCCCCCUCAGCCUGCCCAGUGCAGAUGGAGGCGGCAGUCUGUCUCCUCUGCAGAACGACAUAAGGAAUGUGCUGCGGGACGUCUUCCCUGACAACGACACUUGUAGCUUCAAUAUAAAGACUGUAUACGGCCAUCGCAUAGAUGCCGAAUUUGUUUUAGACUCUGAAAAUAAUCCCUUAGCUUUAAGAAAUUUCGAGGACCCCCAUGUUCUUUACAGCAGCGGAACAGAUGCCUUACCGGAAGGAGCAAGGAGGUUCGCUUUGAAGAGCUGGGAAUUCUCCAACUACUGUUUACGUACUAAGGAGCUGACGGGCUGGUUUGCCCUGUGCCGUAGACACCUGCGGGCCGCCGGCUUCUUGGUGGUGGAGGUGCCUUUUUAUGAGUGGCAGGAACUGAAGUCUGAGUGGCAGAAGUCGGCCUUCCUGAAGAACCAGAUUAAGAAAGUGGUGGCUGAACAGAUGUCCAUGUGAAGAGCGCCGGCGCUGUGAAGACGACGAGACGUGUAUAUAUAUAUGAAUAUAGAGCCCUUCCGUGCUGGACGGACUGCACUAUCGCCCGGCCUCGGAGGGAGGCGACUGUUUUAGGAUAAUAAAUAUUUUAAUGUGAUGGGUUGUGAUAAUGGAUGAACUUGAUGAAACAUAAACCUCUUCUCCAAGA